Molecule: messenger RNA, 6710 nt
Organism: Gambusia affinis (western mosquitofish)
Lineage: Eukaryota; Metazoa; Chordata; Actinopteri; Cyprinodontiformes; Poeciliidae
Gene: gfra4a
Product: GDNF family receptor alpha 4a
Exons: 8
Coding region: 2939-4075 (378 amino acids)
Biological process (GO): nervous system development
Cellular component (GO): signaling receptor complex; external side of plasma membrane
Molecular function (GO): signaling receptor activity
Source: RefSeq, a predicted model, not a curated record
AAAGCAUUUAUUUUCAUUGUCAUGAGCAGUAGAUGUCAAAAAGAAGAAGUUUGUGCAACAGCUUCUUGACAGUAAAUGAUUCUUUCAGUGCGUCUCCUCAUGUUGAAUUUCACUUUAUUGACAGCACAAAUCCUUUCAUCUGUGCAGCUCCCACAUGAAAAUCCUGUGUCAGCAGUGGUGAAGCCGUGAGAACCUCGGGCAAUAAUUAUACUUCUUGUAAAGUGAAGCCAUGAAAAGUUUUUUUUUUUUUUUUCCUUUCCGGUUAUCUGACACACAGCUGCACCGUAGAUACAGCGUUGGAUUCAAACACCUAAAGAAAUCCUUGAGCCAAUCUGACUUCACUUCAGGCUCCUGUAUCAGUCCCUGUGGAACACAUUAAAUGUAAACCUGUCUAUAUCAUACAAAUAUAUCAUUCUUUUUAAAAGCAACCAGGGAUUAUUAUUGCUGAUAAUCCCUGGUUGCCACUUGGAGCCAUAGAAAAUAGAACCAGUACUUACUUAGAUUAGGAGAGAAACGAUUAUUGAAAUAAUUGUCAACUAAUUUAGUAAUCGAUUGAUUAUUGAUUAAUCACAGACUGUAGUAUAUAGACUCAAAAAUAGGACUGAAAUGAUUAAUUGAAUUAAAUUGAUUAUUGAAAAAAAUAAACAAAUUUAGUAAUCAACUGGUAUACGAUUAAUCAUUAACUGGAGUAUAAAGAAUGAAAAAUACGACUGAAAUGAUUAAUCAAAACUAAUCGUGAUGAAUCUAUCAUUGAAAUAAUCAUCAACUAAUGAUUCAUGAUUAAUCAUUAACUAGAGCGUUGGAGACUCAAGAAUUAACUAUUUUCUGAAAGAACAACACAGUCACAAAAAAUUAAAAAAUAUUUUCCAAUUAAGAUAAAAAAAUAAAAAAUAAAAAUCUUAAAUGUUCUAUCCAAAAUUAAAAUAACUCUGGCUUCACCUGGUUGAAGUUCUGUCGAGAAAAAUCUCGUUUUGCUGUAGAUCAAUUCAAAAACGAGUCAAAAGAUUAACGCUACACUCUACUGACGUUAAGUCGAGCUGAAAGAGCGAAGCUUUUCUCAUUACUGAAUUUGUUUUGACUGCAGAUGCAUCUCUUGCUACAAAUGAUCAAGCGCACACUGAAGGAACACCAUGGUACUGCAUCUUAGGCAAUAAAAGUUUCCUUUCUUAAUAAAAAUGAUUUUGUUUUUUUGCAUCUAUAAACAUAUCUGUAAUAUAUUUGAAGAAGCUGAGACAGUGAGUACCUGUGACAUUUACGUUCCCCGCUGAACUCUGACCCCUCGCUGCCCGUCUUUAUUUACCCUGCGCCCCGAUUCAGCGGCAUGCAAAGGUCUCGCUGCCUACUGGGUGGAAGCGAUUCGCCUGAAACGUGGCCAUAAAUCCGACCCAACUGCCGGAGCUUUACGAGAAAUGUAGGAUUUAACGGCAAAGUAAGGAGGGAUCCGUCUUUUAUCUAAACUUCAGCACGCCGCACACUGUGAUGAGGCAGGCUGUGUUGGAAAUCACAGCAGAUUUAAGAGCAAUAAAGGCAUUAUCAUCAGAGCGAAAGCAGGAAUGGAGCCAUCUCAGAGUGCAGCAGUGGCUGAUUUGCUCAAUACACACACACACACACACCAACACACACAUAUCGUGUCAAGCCCUGUGGCGCAAACGUUAGGGCUCACAUUUUAUCUCUGCUAACAAAAAGCAGUUGAAUGUGCAGCGUUCAUGCCUUAUAAAGUGUUUUUAUUAAUAUACUUAUGAUAAUGAUGGGUAUGUAUCGUAACACUAACACACAUUCAAAGAUGAUGUUCUAUUUGCUCCUUUGCUCCAAAUUUUAUGAUCCCUUUAAAAAUGUUAGAAGUUGUUAGAGUCAUAAAAACAUGGCUUUUAUUAAAAGGAUAAUAACAUUCUGAUAUUCUGGUUUGUUAGUUCCAACACUGCAGGUACUCCAACUUGCACAUUAGAAUUAUUAAAUCCAAAUAACUGUAACUUGGAAACGAAGCUCCUUCCCGGCAAAUCACUUUAAAUUUUACGCACCGCAAAAUGAAUUUAGUUGUCAGUUUUCUAUUUUAUUUUAUUUACAAAAACAAAUCCGAAAAGUGUGAGACGCGUGUGUUUUCACACCGAGUCCGUGAUUUUAACACGUUCACUUCGGCGAAUUAACUGCAUACAUUUUAGCAUGUUACAUUCUUUUAAAUUACAAUUUAUCACAUUUUCGUUUCAAGUUUCAUUCCUAAAAGCUCCAGAGAGGAAAAUGUGGUUUAUGAACAUUUUGUAAGAGAGUAUGUCACCUUGCAGGAGAACAAACAAACGGAAAAAAAAAAAAAAACACAUUUUAAAGGUGAGCAAAAACAAAAAACAGUGUUUUAACAGACGGAGGAGUUGUCGGUAUUUCUCCUGCCAGGUUUAGAUGAAGUCAUCGUCAUGAUUCAGAGACUGAAACGGACGGAUCUAAGAAAAGCUCUCACAAGGUGACACCCACUGCAGCGUCUUUUAGCCGAAGCCAAAUCUUCUCAGAAGCUGUCAUAGAGGUGUGGAUGGCUGGAAUGAUUGCAGAUAAAAAAAAAAGAAAUUGUGUUGCUCGUUUUCUCUUUUUUUAAGUCCAACUCCACGCAGCUCCCUUCCCCCUCUCUAAGCUAUCUGCAUUCAGAGGCCGAUGGCGGGAUAGAGAGAGAGAUGGCAAGCGGAGUCGGGAGCGGGCCGGUGGGGGGAAUAAGCGUCGGCCUUCGGCUUUGAGUGGAAUCGAUUGCUUGUACAAGUGGAGGGAAAUGAGAAGGAUCUGACCACCCUCGGAUUGGCUGGAAUCACUCUCUGACAGAAUCGUAAUAGGAGUCCCACACGCGGUUCUCUCCGCAGGCGGGAGGGACUGCCUGCACGCCGGAGACACCUGCUCCAGCGAUGACACCUGCAGCCCUCGACUGCGUACCCUCAGGCAGUGCGUGGCGGGAGACGGCAGCAUGAAGCUGGGGCCCGGGGCGCGGAGCCAGUGCGAGAACGCCAUGACGGCGCUGCUGUCCACCCCUCUGCACGGCUGCCAGUGCAAGCGAGGGAUGAAGAGAGAGAAGAACUGCCUGAGCAUUUACUGGAGUCUUCACCAGUCGGUGCUGCACGGACUGAGUCUGGUGGAGAGCUACCCCUACGAGGCAGAGGAGAGAGGCUCCGACUACGUUCGUCUGGCUUCCAUCGCUGCAGAGUCUGAGGUAACGACAGUGAACCGCUGCCUGGAUGCCGCCAAGGCGUGCAACAUAGAUGAGACGUGUCAAAAGCUGCGCACGGAGUACGUCUCGGCCUGCAUCCAGCCGUCGGCCCGCUCGGGGCCAUGUAACCGACCGAAGUGCAACAAGGCGCUCAGGAAGUUCUUUGACCGCGUUCCCCCCGACUACACCCAUGAGUUGCUGUUCUGUCCCUGCACCGACACAGCCUGCGCCGAGCGCCGCAGGCAAACCAUUGUGCCGUCCUGCUCGUACGAAGAAAAGGACAAGCCCAACUGCCUGGCUCAGCUGCGAGACUGCAAGCAAGACUACGUGUGCAGGUCCCGCUGGGCACAGUUCCAGUAUGACUGCGAAGCGUCCGAGCACAGCGCCAGUGGCUGCAAGAGGGAGAAUCAUGGAUCAUGUCUACUCGCAUACACUGGCUUGAUAGGAAGCACGGUAACUCCCAACUACCUUGACAACUCCACUUCUAACGUGGGACCCUGGUGCUCCUGUGCAGCAAGUGGCAACCACAGGGAACAAUGCAAUGACUUCUUGGCCUUUUUCCAUGACAACAUUUGUCUGAAAAACGCCAUCUUAGCAUUCGGGAAUGGAUCUGACGUGAAAACGGGUGCCAGUCAGCCUGGGAUGUCAAGUCCGGCGACGGACAGCCACAGUCCGCACUUGGCAACCACCGCCCCGGGCGUCUCCAUGGAAACAGAGCAGAACGUUCUGCGAGCACAGAUACCUACUCAGGUAAAUGGGAAUGACAGACUGUGGGGCGACGAGGGAGACUCCACUCUUCCCUCUCCGGGCCUUUUGGAUCAUGGCCCUGAGCCCGUUCAUCUCUCCAUGCUGCUCAUCCUGGGCUGGCCCAUCCUGGUGCUGCUCUCCCAGCCAUAGGAGGCGUUCCUUUAAUGACCUUUAUGGACUGCGCUGUUCGGAGCCGACAGGGAGGAGGGUUGGGGUGCGAGAGAGAAAUGGCCACUCCCGAGUGUCCGAUGACGGUGUGGGGGAAGAAGAGUGAGCUCUGUCCUGCCCCACUCCCCUCUCCCUGUCACACACCGGAAACCCACCUAAUCUUUUUGUGAAUCAUGACUCAAGAGUGGAUGUGUUGUGAAGGAUGCGUCAUGGACAGAACCACAGGAGAGGGUGUCACCACUGCACCACAGCGUUGGGGAGGGGAAAAAAAGAAAGUUUCACGCAUCAUUCCCUGCUGCACACCAGCCCAACUUUUACGGGAAAAAAAAAAAAAAAACACACACUUCUCUCAGCUGCAUAUCUGCAGAGGCCAACAAGUUCAGAAAGUGUACAGUGAAGAGACACUGAGGAUGCAGUGACCGAACACAUUACAAAAUAUAAAUAUAUAUAUAAAUUAAAACGAAUACAUGAUUUUCUUUGUUCUUGAACAUUCCUUGAUGUAAAAAAGAAAGCAUUCAAUGUAAGAGACUCUUCUCUCAGACGACGUCUUACACGAGAUUUAGGUGGAACGUGUGUGUUUGUCCACAGGCAGCGCUCCGCCCGUUUAGCUUCGCUCCUUAUUUUUGAUGCCACAUAUUUUGUUUUAAAGAGCUGUUACCAGAGAUGUUAGCUAGAAGCACAUGUCAUAACCCGAGUCAAACCACAGUGAGAUUAUUUGACUGUCCGUGGUUGUGUUUUGAGUUGAAGGUCGAAGAGUUCAGUUCCAAGAACAAUGAAAAUGUUUACCUAAAAUUAUGCUAACGUUAAACAAAAUUAAGAUCCGUUUGUAUUUAAUACUGUUAAUUGAGGACCAACUGUGUUGUUUUUUUUUUUAAAGAGCCUUAUUCAAAGUCUUAAGACUGGGAAGGAAACUGCAAGUUAUGACAUUUUGUUCUGAUGGAUCAGGACCAGGCUGCAAGUUGUGGUUAAAAGCUUUGAAAAGAACUAACAGGAGUGAAACACGAAAUAGAGAAGGCAAAUUACUCUACACUACAUUUAAAGUAAGAUUUCUCAUCAAUUGAUCAAAAGGGUAAAACUGUUGUCUUAUGAAGCGUCGAUCUGCAUCUGAAUCUGGUUCCACAAUAUGUUCUGUCAGGCAUUCACAUGGUCCAUUCUUUAAAUGGAGAUCGUUGGUCAGAAUUGCUAAGAUGAACAAGCAGUACAUCUUGAAUUUCUUAAUGAAAUAUAAUAAUCAAGGGACAUAAACUGUAAGUAAGGCUGAAUGGGGGGGGGAGGGAAAGUACUCGUUCUGAGCCAAAGGAUCCAUUAGAAUGUCCACAAAAACCCAAGCGGUUUCUCAACACAGCUUUAGGUCCGAUGGUUGGACCUAAAGCUGUCCACAGAUGGCGACAGCUCCACUACUGCCAUCAGACAAAGUACGUCUCUAAGGAGUACAGCGUCCAUCUUGGACCAUCCAACACGUUCCUCUGGUCUAAAUCCCAUUAAGAAGAUUUGGGGAAGGUAAAGCAGAUUUACAAAAAGGAAUGUCGAUUCCAGAACAAUAAUUGGUUGCCUUUGUGAAGCGACCUUCGACACAUGGAGCAAUUUACUGGAAAACAUAUUAAGCAUGACAAAUAUAAGCAAUUAAUUACUAGGAGCUGCGGAGUUACUUGCUGUUUAGAAUGUUGACGCAAAGUUCUGUUUGGGUUUUUUUGAGCUUAUGGAUUUAAACUUUUAAUCUUAAUGCAGUUAUUUGAUUUGUCUAUUUAAUCUUGCUCCUGUUUCUUCUGUUCAACUUUCAACCUGGUAAUGGUCCACCUGGAUAAAUGUGAAUACUUAGAACUUUUUUUUUUUAGGUUUUGGAUUAAGAGUGUAUGAAAAGAUGCCCCCUUAUGUAAAUUUUGUAAUACCUGGAAGGGAACUCUGCACACAUUCAUUCAUUCAUUGAGCUUUAAAUGUGAGGACUUUCAGACUCUUACUUUUCUGAUAUAUAUAUAUAAAGAUAUAUAUAUAUAUAUAAAAAAAUACAAUCAAGUAAUUUUUUCCUGUCAAGCAGUAAGAGAUUGAGACAAGUUUAUAUUUUAUAAGUGUAUGUGGACUUUGUCACAAAGACAACAGAUAUCUAUAAAAAGAGUUUGCGAGCCAUUUUGCUAUGGAAACAGUGGUACACAGAUGGGGGGGGGCUCCAGGUGAAGACGCCCCCGCUGUCCAUGAAAUGAAAGCAGUGACCCGCGUCACCCGCCGCUCCCCUCUAGAGUCUUCGCUCAACAUGGGACAUCAAAAAAUAUUUUACCGUACGAUAAAAAGACACAAAUCUGCUUUUUGGAGUGGACAUUUCCGUCAAGCGUCCUGAGUGGGAGUUCUUGGGCAAACCUUCCACUCUGCCAUCGAAUUCAGUGUAAUACUGUGAAUUGUCAAAUGAUGUUAGCAAAAGGCUGAAAAUGGCUGCCGUUAGACCUGGUCGAGCUCAAGCUGAGAAAACCAAACUGUUCGUUCCUGAUGACGUCACAACAGCACAAAACGUUUUUGUUCUAACGAGUUCUACGAGAUGUGAUGCUCUGUGUCGCCCAUGUUUUCGUUUCCUUUUUUCUAAACCAGACCAGAAAUGUGUUUUGCAAAAAGAAUUAAAGAAAUUCAA